AUGUUUGCAAAGGCAACAAAGAAUUUUGUGAAAGAGGUUGACUCUGGGGGAGACUUGAUUCCUGUCCCUAGUCUGAAUAACUUGGAUAACCUGCAGUUCUUGAGCUUAGUAACAAAGAAGAAGAAAAUGUGGUGCUGGCAGAAGCCAAAGUACUAUCUGUUGUCAGUCACACUGAAUGAUGUGCUUGCAAAGGGCGAACCCAUAGAGCCAGUUGUUGCAGAAUCUGACUUUGUGAAAUAUGAAGGAAAGUUUGAAGACUACGUCACAGGAAGCAUUGAAACUUCAUUCGGAAGAAUUAAUCUGGGAGCUGGAGGAAGAGGUGUUGUGAAAAGCCAAUCAUCUUUUGGAAAUCUGAAAAAGCAAGAAGCCGAUUUGCAACACCUUUUGAAGGAUGUCAAAGGAAGAGCGAUAAACAUACAACAUACCUUGCUGCAACAAAUGCUUGAAAGAAAGCAUGAAGUUCUUUGUAUCCUGACAGAAAGAAUAGUAACAACUCAGAAAUGUUUAAUAUCUGAGCAUGUUCAGACAGAGGAAAAAAUCGCCAGCAUGGUGGGGAUCAGCACAAAAGUUAUAAAGGUAUCAGUGAGUGAAGAUGGGAAUGUGAUUAAGGAUUCUAAUGUGAUCCUGGAGAUCCCAGCUCCCACAGCUAUUGCUUAUGGUGUGAUAGAACUGUAUAUAAAACGUGAUGGUCAGUUUGAAUUCUGCCUGCUUCAUGAGCAACAGGGUGGUUUUGAAAAAGAGAGUGCAGAAGAAAGAUCUUUUCCAUCUGUAGCCUUCAGGGAUAGUCUCUUCCCCCAUAUCCUAGAUGCUGUCGAUAAUGAAAAACAGUCUGAUCCUGAAAACCUUAUCCCUAGUGAUGCUUCACUAAGCAUUUUGACCAAAGAUGUCUUACACAUAAAGACCCAAUUCCAGCCUUUUGUGAAGCUUUCCGAGGAAAACCAGGACGCCUUAUACCGAAUACUCUGUGAACUUCUGCUUCGCGAAGAAGUUGUGACUCAAUUGGAGGAUGUGCUGGACAAUAUAUGUUCUGCAGACAAUCCAGAACUUGUAGUCAUGCCAAACUUAAAGCCUCCAGAAAAAACUACUAUAGAAGAAUUCUUACAACAUCUUGGAAUCAGUUUACUCAAGAAAGAGUUGAAGCAGAAAGUUCCUCCACUUCAGAAUAAGGAACUCCUCUUAGCUGCUCACUUUCUCCUCAGUGCUGUGGCAGAACUCUCUGAUUAUGCCCUUGUUCUUCUACGUGCCUGUUGUGAUCUUCAGGUUCUCCGUAUACUGUGUCGCUUGCCCGAUAUGACCUCAAGCGACGGCACACUGACACUUGAAGAUCCAAUGCUGGCUCCACUUGCCGAUGCAGGGAAGUUCUGGCUAGUGCAAAGGCUCUUUGCUUUAUCAAACAUUAACCUUGAAAUGACAGAGUCUUCCAUAAGAGCUGUAACCACUAAGAAACCCAGAUUUUUCCCUAUCAUUCUUUAUAUAGCCUUGUACGGACUUUGUGCAUUAGGCAGUAAAACAACUCAGGCUUGAAGGUAGUGGCUUGGAUGGUUUAAUAGCAGAACUGACGGUGUUAUUUAAUACCUAUUUUCAAAACAGAGUUGUGUUAGACUGAUUUGCAUCAAUGACAUGGCAGCAUCUGAAAAUAAGUGGUAUCAUUGAUGCAUAGUAGGUUGAAAAUGGACAGUUGUGGGGAGGAAACAUCAUGCAAGGAUACUUCAUAAUCAAAGGGAAAAAGAGAGAGAGAUUGCUUUAUUAACUAGUUUUGUAUGUGCUAGAGAGUUUUGUGAACCAGAACAACACACUGGAAAUAAGUUCUGGAUUCAGCUAUUUCAUUCUCCUGCCUUGGGGAAAGGAUGAUAACUCUGUGUCUGAGCACAUGCUUUGAAUGCAAAAUGUUCUGAUGUUGAAUUCUUGGCAAGCUGGGAAAGACUCCAGGCUGAACUCAUGAAAAGCCUUUACUCUAACGAUAUCCCUUUUAGUAGCUACACAUUUUUCAAGUGUCAUGCAAUAAACUGAGUAAUAUUAUCCAAAUAUUAAUGAUAUGUCUUUUAUGUAAACUACUUACUUCAUUUAAUCUAACAGAUUUAUUGCACUAACAUGAUUUUUGUUCCUGGGUUAUCAAUGUCAAUAUCUAAUUGGUUCUAUCACAAACACAUGGAAAAAAAAGUUUAUUAAACCUGCAAAAACUUUGUUUUUGUGGUCUGAACACUGAAAGGUUAAAAUGGCAUAUUUUCAUUAAGGAGAAUUACAAACAAAUUGCCUAGACUGAAGGAAAUAAUAGUAGUAUCUUCAGUCAUAAAAACAAACUUUCUGGAGCAUAAUAACUACUUUCAAAGUAAGUACCGCACAAGUAAACAGGAAAUGGCACUUUCAAACCAGGAACAGCAUUUCCCCCCCCAAAUUUUGUUAAAUUAUGGCAGGAGUUUACAAUCCAAUUCUUUCUCCCAGGAAAAUCCAUUAUAAACUGCGGAACAGAUUUUCAUAUGUCUGAAUCAGAAAAAAAUGUUUUCCAGAAACCAUGUAUUGAAUAUUAACAGAAAGUUUUGUUUUUGAUUAAAAUCAUAAUCAUAUCCAUUCAAAAAGCCUAAGAUUACGCAAGAUCAUGUCUUUGUUGUUUUUGAUGUCACAAAAGGAAAUAUCUGAUAUCUUCUUGUGCAUCAUCCCCCUUCACAACCUAGAAGGCAUCUUUCUAAUGGCAGAGUUCCCUCUAUGGCCAUUCAAAGUCCAGCUUGCAAAUAAUUGCUUACAAGCAGCUGGUUAUUUGUAAUUAAAUAAUAUCCCCAAUAAUGAAGGUAUAACUAUACUGGUAAAGUAACAAGAGAUAACAUCAUUUUGUGGUAUAACUGUAAAAAGGGAUAUUGUUUUGGUAUUUAAUGGGCUGCGGUGCUGCAAUGGGUUAAACCAUUGAACUGUUGAAUCUGCUGGCAGCCUGAAGCUGCGGGUUGGGAUGAGCUUCUGCUGUUAGCCUUUGCUCCUGCCAACCUAGCAGUUUGAAAACAUGCAGAUGUGAGUAGAUCAAUAGGUACCACUUUGGUGGGAAGGUACUAAAGGCGCCCAUGUGGCCAUGCUGGCAAUUCAACCAGGAGGUGUCUAUGGAUAACAGGCUUCUCAACUUGGAAAUGGAACAAGAGUACCUCCCCAUGGCCAGAGCUGAGCACCGUCUCCAGCUGAAGAUGAAAGGGGAAGUCUUUACCUUUGUUCUGUGUAUUUGUAUGUCAUUGUUAGGAACUGAAUGUUUGCCUAUCUGCGUAUUUUGUAAUCUGCUCUGAGUCCCCUUGGGGAGAUAGAGUGGAAUAUAAAUAAAAUGUAUUAUUAUUAUUAUUAUUAUUAUUAUUAUUAUUAUUAUUAUUAUCCACUGGGGAAUGGCCAAACCAAUGUCCAGCUGUGCUUCAACAACUGGGAGAGGAGAGCCGAUAUCACCCUCCUACCUCUGGUGAUAUGCUGGAGAUGAUGAGGAUGAUGAUGUUGAAUAUAUGUAGUGAUGCUGGAUAUAUAUAUAAUAAUAACUGGGAGGGUGGCACCAACAGUCUUUGCUCAAAUAGAUGCUGCCCAGAAACCUCCAACCUUUUCCCAGCCAAUUAAUGCCUAUGGCAGGAGGCUCUUCAUUUGGAUACUAUCUUCCAGAGAACAGGGAUACAGAAUUGCCUAUGUAAGGUAGGCUGUGUGUCUACUUUUAUUUUGGCCUCAUCUUAUGUUUUAUAUCUUGUGCAAAUAUAUUACUUUCUGUGUUAUAAUAAACUCUUUAAUCUUAAAAA
This is a messenger RNA of Anolis sagrei ordinatus, 3749 nucleotides long. Lineage: Eukaryota; Metazoa; Chordata; Lepidosauria; Squamata; Anolidae. The record is from RefSeq and is a predicted model, not a curated record.